AUGGAAGAGAGCGAGGAGAGUGAAGAACUGAGUGAAGUGGAGGAGGAGCAUCAUGACAAACCUGGAGAAAAACCUCCGAGUCGCUCAAAGACGAAAAAGACAUUUUUAAAGAAAAGAAAAGCUAAUAAAUCUAUCACCUGCACUCAGUGUGGAAAGAGUUUCACAAAUAAACAUAGUCUUGAGGGUCACAUGAGAGUUCACAACGGCGAGAGGCCGUUCACGUGUGAUCUGUGUGGAAAGAGCUUCACGCAACCAACACAUCUUAAAGUACACAUGAGGAUCCACACCGGAGAAAAGCCACAUACGUGUGAACAGUGUGGGAAGAGUUUCACAUUCAAAUAUCUUCUCAAUGUUCACAUGAUGAUCCACACCGGAGAGAAGCCAUUCGUUUGUGGUCAGUGUGGGAAGAGUUUCACAAAACAAGGAACGAUUAAUGUUCACAUGAGGAUCCACACCGGAGAAAAGCCGUUCGUAUGUGGUCAGUGUGGCAAAACAUUUCAUUGGUCAUCAGACCUGAAGAAACACCUGGCAGUUCAUACGAAGGAGAAGCCACAUUCCUGUUCUGAAUGUGGAAAGAGUUUUUCACAGCGGGGGAGUUUACAUGUACAUCAGAAAACUCACACUGGUAGGAUCCACACUGGAGAGAAACCUCACAAGUGUUCACACUGUGACAAGAGAUUCAGAGAGUCAGGACAUCUGAAAACACAUGAGAGGAUCCACACUGGAGAGAAACCUCACAAGUGUUCAUACUGUGACAAAACAUUCAGUCAGUCAGGACAUCUGAAAACACAUGAGAAGAUCCACAGCAGAGAGAAGCUGCACACAUGUGAUCAGUGCGGAAAGAGUUUCUCUAUUAAAAGUCACCUGAAGAUACACAUGAAGAUCCAUGCAGUGGAGGUACCACACAGCGAUGUUCACAAGUCUUCAUCGCUGGAGUCAGAGUCAAGUCUCGAGUGA
Onychostoma macrolepis is the source of this 957-nucleotide messenger RNA. Its product is annotated as zinc finger protein 239-like. Gene Ontology annotation, molecular function: RNA polymerase II cis-regulatory region sequence-specific DNA binding; DNA-binding transcription factor activity, RNA polymerase II-specific. The transcript is spliced from 2 exons. Bases 1 to 957 code for a protein of 318 amino acids. Lineage: Eukaryota; Metazoa; Chordata; Actinopteri; Cypriniformes; Cyprinidae. Gene Ontology annotation, biological process: regulation of transcription by RNA polymerase II. The record is from RefSeq and is a predicted model, not a curated record.